Messenger RNA from Orcinus orca (killer whale), 12669 nucleotides. RefSeq names its product kelch like family member 25 (gene KLHL25). Gene Ontology annotation, molecular function: protein binding. NCBI's taxonomy places the organism in Eukaryota, Metazoa, Chordata, Mammalia, Artiodactyla, Delphinidae. The transcript is spliced from 4 exons. The coding region runs from base 308 to 2212 and encodes 634 amino acids. The record is from RefSeq and is a predicted model, not a curated record.
AACUAGUUUGUUGGCGGCGCCCCGGCUGUACCUCAGUAGCAACGCGCUCAGAGGCUUUUGCGAGCUGGGGGAGGGGAGCAGCGGCGGCGAGGGCUGCGGAGCCUCGCGCGGGCGGCUAGGGGCCUCUGAGCGCGGCGGGUGGCGACGCCCCGAGUGCUGGCGACGAGCCUGUGUCUGUCUGCUCUGGGGACCCACACUCUGAGCCCCAAGUCCCGGGCCCGGCAGAGGACGCCAGACGAGGGGGCAGGUGGAGCGUUCACUGUGGCCCGGGAGCCUGGAGUCGCCUGUCGGGACCAGGGAGGCUCCGAUGGCUACAGGUUUUCCUGCUGCUUUGGUUGAGGCAAAUCUGGAUUGCUUUAGCGUCCCGCUGUCACCCAGGACCUUGUCUUGGCCUCCCCUUGGGACCUCGGAAUCGAGCAGGUAUCCAGAGGAUUGGCUCAGCAUGUCGGUCAGCGUCCAUGAGACCCGCAAGUCGCGGAGCAGCACGGGCUCCAUGAACAUCACGCUGUUCCACAAGGCCUCGCACCCCGACUGCGUGCUGGCGCACCUCAACACGCUGCGCAAGCACCGCAUGUUCACGGACGUCACGCUCUGGGCCGGCGACCGCGCCUUCCCCUGCCACCGCGCCGUGCUGGCCGCCUCCAGCCGCUACUUCGAGGCCAUGUUCAGCCACGGCCUGCGGGAGAGCCGCGACGACACGGUCAACUUCCAGGACAACCUGCACCCCGAGGUGCUGGAGCUGCUGCUGGACUUCGCCUACUCGUCCCGCAUCGUCAUCAACGAGGAGAACGCAGAGUCGCUGCUCGAGGCGGGUGACAUGCUGCAGUUCCAUGACGUGCGUGAUGCAGCCGCCGAGUUCCUGGAGAAGAACCUGUUCCCGUCCAACUGCCUGGGCAUGAUGCUGCUGUCGGACGCCCACCAGUGCCGCCGGCUCUACGAGUUCGCGUGGCGCAUGUGCCUGGUGCACUUCGAGGCCGUGAGGCAGAGCGAGGACUUCAACAGCCUGUCCAAGGACACCCUGCUGGACCUCAUCUCGAGUGACGAGCUGGAGGCGGAGGACGAGCGUGUGGUCUUUGAGGCCAUCCUGCAGUGGGUCAGGCACGACCUGGAGCGGCGCAAGGCCCACCUGCCCGAGCUGCUGCGCGGCGUGCGGCUGGCCCUGCUGCCAUCCGACUGCCUGAAGGAGGCCGUGUUGGGUGAGGCCCUGCUCAUGGCCGACGAGCGCACCCGGCUCAUCGUGGACGAGGCGCUGCGCUGCAAGGCCCGCAUCCUACAGAACGACGGCGUGGUCACCAGCCCCUGUGCCCGGCCGCGCAGGGCCGGACACACGCUGCUCAUCCUCGGGGGCCAGACCUUCAUGUGUGACAAGAUCUACCAGGUGGACCACAAGGCCAAGGAGAUCAUCCCCAAGGCGGACCUGCCCAGCCCUCGCAAGGAGUUCAGCGCCUCGGCCAUCGGCUGCAAGGUCUAUGUGACCGGGGGCCGGGGCUCCGAGAACGGGGUCUCUAAGGACGUGUGGGUGUACAACACCGUCCACGAGGAGUGGUCCAAGGCGGCACCCAUGCUCAUCGCCCGCUUCGGCCACGGCUCGGCCGAGCUGGAGAACUGCCUCUACGUGGUCGGAGGGCACACGUCCCUGGCUGGCGUCUUCCCGGCCUCGCCGUCUGUCUCCCUGAAGCAGGUGGAGAAGUACGACCCCGGGGCUAACAAGUGGACGAUGGUGGCCCCGCUGAGGGAUGGCGUCAGCAAUGCCGCGGUCGUGAGCGCCAAGCUGAAGCUCUUUGUCUUCGGGGGGACCAGCAUCCACCGGGACAUGGUGUCCAAAGUCCAGUGCUACGACCCUGCAGAGAACCGGUGGACGAUCAAGGCCGAGUGUCCCCAGCCUUGGCGGUACACCGCUGCCGCCGUCCUGGGCAGCCAGAUAUUCAUCAUGGGAGGCGACACGGAGUACACAGCUGCCUCGGCCUACCGCUUCGACUGCGAGACCAACCAGUGGACGCGGAUCGGGGACAUGACUGCCAAGCGCAUGUCCUGCCACGCCCUGGCCUCGGGCAACAAGCUCUACGUGGUGGGGGGCUACUUCGGGACCCAGCGGUGUAAGACCCUGGACUGCUAUGACCCCACCUCGGACACGUGGAACUGCAUCACCACCGUGCCCUACUCGCUCAUCCCCACGGCCUUCGUCAGCACCUGGAAGCACCUGCCCGCAUGAGGCGCACCUGUAGAGCCCAACCAGAUGAGGAAACCAGGCCUCAGAGAAGCAACUGCCAGAAAUCAGGGUGGCGCAGACCAGGACGGCCAUGGGACGCGCCUGAGUGAUCCAGGCAGUGCGGCUUCCCAGCUCCUCUGCCUUCUGGGUGCCACCUCUUCCUCAGCAACUCGGCACAGCCCAGAAGGGCCACCCCCCAGGUCAGGAUCCCACAGUCCCUCACCCCCAGCACAGGGGGCUCUGAGGCUUGGCUUGGGGCCUGCCCCGAGGGGAACACCGUGUCUGCUUGGUGUUCUGGCGGGUAGGGCGGGCAGGCCCCCAAGCUUUGGGUUCACCGCCUUAGAGCUUCUCAGGACGUUUAGGGGCCUGUGAGGAGCUUGGAGGGAUUUGGGGGCCCUUCACCAGCCCCACUGAGAGCGCAGUGGUCGCCUUGCCCAGCCCACACAUCUGGGAGCUUGCUGACCCCCUGGGCUCGACCAGCUUCCAGCAGAACUUGAGUCCGCCUUCCAGAAGCCUUGGGAAUGAGGGGCGCAUCCUACUUGAAGGAAACAGGUCCACAGGUCCCAGUGCUGGCUUGAAUUUUUUUCAUUAUAAUGUUACUUAAAUAUGUACAGACUUACAACUAGAUGUAAGCUCCCUGUGUUUGUAGCUCUUUCACAGCUGCAACGCUAACAAUUGUACAGGUGAAAUACACCCAAAGACGCAAGACCGAGAAUGUGGUCUCCGCUAACUGAUGCUUUGUGGAAGUUGUGUUGCCUCCCUCUGCCUCUUGGAUGGCUGGAUAUGCAGGUUUAUGGAGAGCUCAGCCCGCCUGUGCAGGGGGCUCCUUCUCUUUUCUUUUUUGGAGCUGCCGUGAGACCCCUUUGGGCAGCUCGGUGUGGGUGGAGGCGGGGGCACAUCAUCUUUGUCCCCUGGCACAAACCUGCCUCCUUGGUCUAGGGCUGCCUCUGAGCCCAUGACACUCAGAGAGCUGGCCAGAGUAAGUGUGCUGUCUGGCAUUGUGGAUGGGUGGGGAGUGGGGAACACCCUUGGCAAGAACCCCCAGCUCCCUCCCCUGGUACUCCAGAGAACCUGUUUUUAAACUAGAAUCCCACAGGGGUGUGUCUGCCUGUGGAGGCUGAGUGGGCAGUCCGCCCAUCGCUGUCCUGAGUGUUCCCCACUCCCCACCCCUCUAGGUCCUUCCUGCGCCUGCUGUAUCCUUUCUCCACUAGGUGAUCAACUCAGGAGCUGCUACCCCAGCCAAGGGCACCACCUCCUGGACACACGUCCACGGCCACGUCUCUGCUUGGAGUUGGGCUAGGUUAUGCCAAGCUGUCGCUGUGGGUUGGGCUUUAGAAAUGAUCACACUGGCCAGCUGUGUUUUCUUCGUUGCUUCCAGGACAUUCUACGCUAAGCCUUUUGUGUGCAUUAGAUGGCUCCAUCCUUCUCUGGGAGAAGGCAGGUAUCUGUCCUUAUUUUCCACAGGAAAAUGCGAAGCUCAGAGCAGAUGCCACACUGAUUGAGAACCCAGCACUGGAGUGUGAGCUUCAUGACCAUGGGGACCGUCUGACCUCAUUCACCACUGCAUCUGUCCUGCAGGGUCUGGGUUGAUAGGCUGUGCAGUAAAUAUUUGUCAAGUGCAGGAAUGAAUGUGUUGGCUGCUGCCCAUAGCUGUACUGUUCUUCGUGGUGACCUGACUGGCCGUGACCAUGUCUGCCCUCCCUCUCUCACCAUUUCCAACCUCACUGGCCUACAUUCAGGUUCUCAAAAAUAUCAAUACCAGAUUCCUAUCCCCAGGCCUACGCACAUGCCAUUCCUUCUGCCUGGAGUGCUUUUUGCCUUUCUAGAAAACUCGUCUGUCCUGCAGGUCUUAGGUUAAAUAUUACCUCCUUCCCAUACCCUCCACCAAAGUAAAAGAAAGUCCUCCUUCUAAUCUCUAAUUUUUUUCUUUUUUUAUUGUAUUAUUUUAUUAUUUUUAAAAAUUUUAUUUUAUAUUGGAGUAUAGUUGAUUAACAAUGUUGUAUUAAUUUCAGGUGUACAGCAAAGUGAUUCAGUUAUACAUACACUUACAUCUAUUCUUUUUCAAAUGCAUUUCCCAUUUAGAUUAUUACAGAAUAUUGAGCAGAGUUCCCUGUGCUGUACAGUAGGUCCUUGUUGGUUAUCUAUUUCAAAUAUAGUCGUGAGUACAUGUCAACCCGAAACUCCCAAUCUAUCCCUCCCCCAGCCCUUUCCCCGCUCCCGGUAACCAUAAGUUUGUUCUCUAAGUCUGUGGCUCUGUUUUGUAAAUAAGUUUUAUUUGUAUCAUUUUUUUAGAUUCUGCAUAUUAGCGAUAUCAUAUGUUUGUCUUUCUCUGUCUGACUUACUUCACUUAGUAUGAUAAUCUCCAGGUCCAUCCAUGUUGCUGGAAAUGGCAUUAUUUUAUUCUUUUUAAUGGCUGAGUAAUAUUCCAUUAUAUAUACGUACCACAUCUUCACUCAUUCAUUUGUCCAUGGAUAUUUAGGUUGCUUCCAUGUUCUGGCUAUUGUAAACAGCGUUGCCAUGAACAUUGGGGUGCAUGUAUCCUUUUGAACCGUGUUUUUCUCCAACUAUAUGCCCAAGAGUGGGAUUACUGGAUCAUACGGUAGUUCUAUUUUUAGUUUCUUAAGGAACCUUCAUAUUGUUCUUCAUAGUGGCUGUACCAAUUUACAUUCCCACCAACAGUGUAGGAGGGUUCCCUUUUCUCCACACCCUCUCCAGCAUUUAUUGUUUGUAGACUUCGAUGAUGGCCAUUUUGACUGGUGUGAGGUGAUACUGUAGUUUUGAUUUGCAUUUAUAUAAUAAUUAGUGAUGUUGACCAUCUUUCCAUGUGCUUUUUGACCAUCUGUAUGUCUUCUUUGGAGAAAUGUCUAUUUAGGUCUUCCGCCCUUUUUUGUUUUGCGGUACACAGGCCUCUCACUGUUGUGGCCUCUCCCGUUGCGGAGCACAGGCUCCGGACACGCAGGCUUAGCGGCCAUGGCUCACAGGCCUAGCCGUUCCGCGGCAUGUGGGAUCUUCCUGGACCAGGGCAUGAACCUGUGUCCCCUGCAUCGGCAGGCAGACUCUCAACCACUGCGCCAGCAGGGAAGCCCUGCCCAUUUUUUGAUUGGCUUGUUUUUUUGAUAUUGAGCUGCAUGAGCUGUUUGUAAAUUUUGGAGAUUAAGUCCUUGUCGGUUGCAUCCUUUGCAAGUAUUUUCUCCCAUUCUGUGGGUUGUCUUUACGUUUAUGAUUUCCUUUGCUGUGCGAAAGCUUUUAAAUUUGAUUAGGUCCCACUUGUUUAUUUUUGUUUUUAUUUCCAUUACUCUGAGAGAUGGAUUGAAAAAGAUACUGCUGUGAUUUAUGUCAAAGAGUGCUCUGCCUAUGUUUUCCUCUAAGAGUUUUAUAGUAUCUGGACUUACAUUUAGUCUUUAAUCCAUUUUGAGUUUCUUUUUGUGUAUGGUGUUAGGGAGUGUUCUAACUUCAUUCGUUUACAUGUAGCUGUCCAGUUUUCUCAGAACUACUUAUUGAAGAGGCUGUCUUUUCUCCAUUUUAUAUUCUUGCCUCCUUAAUCAUAGAUUAAUUGACCAUAGGUGCAUGGGUUUAUUUCUGGGCUUUCUAUCCCAUUCCAUUGAGCUAUAUUUCUGUUUUUGUGUCAGUACCAUACUGUUUUGAUGACUGUAGCUUUGUAGUAUAGUCUGAAGUCAGGGAGCCUGAUUCCUCCAGCUCCAUUUUUCUUUCUCAGGAUUGCUUUGGCUAUUUGGGGUCUUUUGUGUCUGCAUACAAAUUAAAAAAAAUUUUUGUGCUAGUUCUGUGAAAAAUGCCGUUGGUAAUUUGAUAGGGAUUGCAUUGAAUCUGUAGAUUGCCUUGGGUAGUAUACUCAUUUUGAUGGUAUUGAUUCUUCCAAUGCAAGAACAUGGUGUAUCUCUCCAUGUGUUUGUGUCAGCUUUGAUUUCUUUCAUCAGCAUCUUAUCGUUUUCAGAGUACAGGUCUUUUGUCUCCUUAGGUAGGUUUAUUCCUAGGUGUUUUAUUCUUUUUGAUGUGAUGGUAAAUGGGAUUGCUUCCUUAAUUUCUCUUUCUGGAUCUUUUGUUGUUAGUGUAUAGAAAUGCAACAGUUUUCUGCGUAUCGAUUUUCUAUCCUGCAACUAUACCAGAUUCAUUGAUGAGCUCUAGUAGUAUUCUGGUAGCAUCUUUAGGAUUUUCUCUGUAUAGUAUCAUGUCAUCUGCAAACAGUGACAGUUCUUUUCCAACUUGGAUUCCUUUUAUUUCUUUUUCUUCUCUGAUUGCCGUGGCUAGGACUUCCAAAGCUGUGUUGAAUCAUAGUGGCGAGGGUGGAUAUCCUUGUCUUGUUCCUGAUCUUAGAGGAAAUGUGUUCAGUUCACUGUUGAGAAUGUUAGCUGUGGGUUUUUGUAUAUGGCCUUUAUUAUGUUGAGGUAUGUUCCCUCUAUGCCUACUUUCUGGAGAGGUUUUUUUUUUAAUCAUAAAUGGGUGUUGAACUUUGUCAAAGCUUUUUCUGAAUCUAUUGGGAUGAUCAUAUGGUUUUUAUUCUUCAGUUUUAUAAUGUGGUGUAUCACACUGAUUGAUUAGCAGAUAUUGAAGAAUCUGGGCAUCCCUGGGAUAAAUCCCACUUGAUCAUGGUGUAUGAUCCUUUUCAUGUAUUGUUGGAUUUGGUUUGCUUGUAUUUUGUUGAGUAUUUCUGCAUCUAUGUUCAUCGGUAAUAUUGGCCUGUAAUUUUCUUUUUUGUGGUAUCUUUGGUUUUGGUAUCAGGGUGAUGGUGGCCUCAUAGAAUGAGUUUGGGAGUGUUCCUUUUUCUGCAGUUUUUUGGAUUAGUUUCAGAAGGAUAGGUGUUAACUCUUCUCUAAAUGUUUGAUAGAAUUUGCUUAUGAAGCCAUCUGGUCCUGGACUUUUGUUUGUUUGGAGUUUUUAAAUCACAGUUUCAAUUUCAGUACUUGUGAUUGGUCUGUUCAUAUUUUGUAUUUCUUCCUGGUUCAGUCUGGGAGAUUGUACCUUUCUAAGAAUUUGUCCAUUUCUUCUAGGUUGCCCAUUUUAUUGGCAUAUAGUUGCUUGUAGUAGUCUCUUAUGAUCCUUUGUAUUUCUGUGGUGUUGGUUGUAACUUCUUCUUUUGCAUUUCUAAUUUUAUUGAUUUGAGCCCUAUUCCUUUUUUUCUUGAUGAGUCUGGCUAAAGGUUUAUCAAUUAUGUUUAUCUUUUCAAAGAACCAGCUUUUAGUUUCAUUGAUCUUUUCUAUUGUUUUCUUCAUCUCUAUUUCAUUUAUUUCUGCUCUGAUCUUUAUGAUUUCUUUCCUUAUACUAACUUUAGGUUUUGUUUGUUCUUCUUUCUCUAGUUGCUUUAGGUGUAAGGUUAGGUUGUUUGAGAUUUUUCUUGUUUCCUGAGGUAAGAUUGUAUUGCUAUAAACUUCCCUCUUAGAACUGCUUUUACUGCAUCCCAUUGGUUUUGGAUCGUCGUAUUUUCGGUGUCAUUUGUCUCUAGGUAUGUUUUGAUUUCCUCUUGGAUUUCUUCUGUGAUCCAUUGGUUGUUUAGUGGCAUAUUGUUUCAGCCUCCACAUGUUUGUGUUUUUUACAGGUUUUUUUCCUGUAAUUGAUUUCUAAUCUCAUAGCAUUGUGGUUGGAAAAGAUGCUUGAUAUGAUUUCAAUUAUCUUAAAUUUACCAAGGCUCACUUUGUGGCCUAGCAUGUGGUCAAUCCUGGAGAAUGUUCCAUGUGCACUUGAGAAGACUGUGUAUACUGUUGCUUUUGAACAGAAUAUAAAUUAAGUCCAUCUUGUCUAAUGUGUCAUUUAAGGCCUGUGUUUCCAUAUUGAUUUUCUGUCUGGAUGAUCUCUCCAAUGAUGAAAGUCGGGUGUUAAAGUCCCACACUAUUAUUGUUACUGUUGAUUUCUUCUUUUAUGGCUGUUAAUAUUUGCCUUUUCUCCUCCCCUCACUUUCAGUUUGUAUGUGUCCCUAGAUCUGAAGUGGGUCUUUGGUAACAUAUAUAUGGGUCUUGUUUUUGUAUCCAGCCAGUCUUUGUCUUUUGGUUGGAGCAUUUAAUCCAUUUACAUUUAAGGUAAUUAUCAAUAUGUGUGUUCUUAUUGCCAUUUUGUUGAUUGUUUUGGAUUUGUUUUCCUAGUUCUUUUAUCUUCCUCUGUUGUUCUCUUGUGAUUUCAUGACUAACAUUAGUGUUGUGUUGGAUUCCUUUUUCUUGUUUGUGUAUUGUAGAUUUUGGUUUGCAGUUAUCGUGAGGUUUUGAAAUAGCAGUCUAUAUAUAAACAAGAUUGUUUUAAGUUCCUGUUCUUUUAAUUUCAAAUGCAUUUCCAAUAUUCUGCAUUUGUGCUCUCCCCUUCUCACAGUUGCUGGCUUUGAUAUCAUAUUUGUGUGUAGAUGAUUUCCUGCCUUUACUGUAUGUUUGCCUUUAUCGGUGAGGUUUUCCAUUUGUAAUUUUUUUAUUUCUAGUUGUGGCCUUUUCUUUUCCACCUAGAGAAGUUCCUUUAGCAUUUGUUGCAAAGCUGGUCUGGUGGUGCUGAAUUCUCUUAGCUUCUGCUUGUCUGUAAAGCUUUUGAUUUCUCUGUCAAAUCUGACUGAGAGCCUUGCUGGGUAGAGUAUUCUUGGUUGUAGGCUCUUCCCUUUCAUCACUUUAAAUAUACGGUGCUACUCCCUUCUGGCCUGCAGAGUUUCUGACGAACAAUCAGCUGGUAACCUUAUGGGAGGUACCUUGUAUAUUAUGUGUUAUUUUUCCCUUGUUGUUUUUAAUAUUUUUUCUUUGUCUUUAAUUUUUGUCAAUUUGAUUACUAUCUUUCUUGGUAUGUUCCUCCUUGGAUUUAUCCUGCCUGGGACUCUCUGUGCUUCCUGGACUUGGGUGACUGUUUCCUUUCCCAUGUUAGGCAAAUUUUCAGCUAUUAUCUCUUUAAAUAUUUUCUCAGGUCCUUUCUCUCCCUCUUCUCCCUCUGCGACUGCUAAAAUGCAAAUGUUGGUGCGUUUCAUGUUGCUCCAGAGGUCUCUUAGACUGUCCUCAUUUCUUUUCAUUCUUUUUUCUUUAUUCUCAUCUGUGGCAUUGAUUUCCACCAUUCUGUCUUCCAGCUUACUUACCUGUUCCUCUGUCUCAGUUAUUCUAUUGAUUCCUUCGGAUGUAUUUUUCAUUUCAGUUUUAUAUUGUUCAUCUCUGUUCUUUAGUUCUUUUAGGUUUUUGUUAAACAUUUCUUGUAUCUUCUCGAUCUGUACCUCCUUUUUCUGAGAUCUUGGAUCAUCUUUACUAUCAUUACUCUGAAUUUUUUGGGGGGGUAGACUGCCUGUCUCCACUUCACUUACUUUUUCUUCUGGGGUUUAAUCUUAUUCUUUCAUCUGGGACAUAUUCCUCUGCCAUCUCAUUUUGUCUAGCUUUCUGUGACUGCAGUUUCUGUUUCAUAGGUUGUAGUUCUUCUUGCUUCUGCUCUCUGCCCCCUGGUAGAUGAGGCUGUCUAAGAGGCCUGUGAAGGCUUCCUGGUGAGAGGGACUGGAUCCUGCCCACUGGUGGGCGGAGCUGGGUCUUGUCCCUCUGGUGGGCAGGGCCAAGUCAAGGGGGUGUGUUUAGCGGACAACUGUGCGCUCAGGAAGACUCUAAGCAGCCCACCUACUUAUGCGUGAGGCUGUGUUCCCACCUUGUUGGCCGUUUGGCGUGAGGCGUCCCAGCACUAGAUCCCACAGGCUGUUGGGUGGGGCCAGGUCCUAGUGAGAAAAUGGUGGCCUCUGGGAGGACUCGUGCCAAUGAGCACUCCUCAGAACUAUCGCUGCCAGUGUCUUUGUCCCCACAGUGAGCCACAGCCCCCCGCGUCCAUAGGAGACCCUCUGGUAUCAGCAGGUAGGUUUGGCCCAGGCUCUUAUGAGGUUACUGCUUUUUUUCUGUAUCCUGCUUUGCAUGAGACCUUGUCUACACUCUCCAAGAGUUUAGUUUCUGUUUCUCCCAGUCCUGUGGAAUUCCUGUGAACAAACCCUGCUAACCUUCAAAGCCAGAUUCUCUGGGGGCUUUUCCCAUUGCCAGACCCCAAGGCUGGGGAUACCAACGUGGGACUCAGAACUUUCACUCCUGUGGGAGAACUUCUGUGGUAUAAUUAUUUUCCAGUUUGUGGGUUGCCCACUGGUGGGCGUGGUAUUUGAUUUUAUCGCAGUUGCACCUCUCCUACCUCUCUUUGUGGCUUCUUCUUUGUCUUUGGAUGUAGGAUAUGUUUUUUGGUAGGUUCCAGCAUCUUUUUGUCAGUGGUUGUUAAGCAGUUGUGAUUUUGGUGAUUUUGUAAGAAGAGGUGAGCUCCCAUCCUUCUGCUCUGCCAUCUUGUCUCCGUCUCCUCUAAUCACUGUUUUAUACGCUACUUUCUUCCAUGUUUUAUUGGCUCCUUUUUUUCCUUUGCGCUUAGUUCAGUUUCACUUGUUCAUAGGUUGCCGGUACAGAGGCCUCUCACCCAGGACUUCAGACAAGCGUUCCUAGUGUGAAAUGGCUCUCUCAUCUCUAACUUUUUAUUUUUAACAUAUAGCUCUUUUGUUAGUGUGUGAUGACUGUAUACAUCUAUUCGUACGAGCCUGAAGUUUCUCCCACUGAAGGAUGAUCCAUGGAGACAGCAGUAGCUGUGUCUGCCCUUCCUGUUUCCCCAGGCCUGGAACGGUGCCUGCCGGUUUGAGGGUGCUCAGGUGCACAUGGCUGGAGGGGCUGAAUGGACCCAUGAGUAGUUCCCAUAUUCUAGGUGAGGAAAGCAUGCCUCAGGAAGGUUACAGAACCAUUCGGGGCUGCACUGCUGGUAAAUGAGAGAGCUCCGUUCUCACACUCAGGCCUUGCACUCGGGGCCUGAGCUCCAGCCCUUCCCUGUGGCCUCUUGAUCAUCAUCUGGUUCCAGGUUAGGACAGAACAUUGUCGGCAGGAUUCACAUUCUCUCUCUCUCGUUCCUCCACAGACGCUGUGUGUUUCUCCCCACCCCAUGGCUGCAGCCCUCACUGUUGCACGGUGGCCCUGACCCUGUCUGCCACGGCGGGAAGCUCAGCCCGGCCCCAGGCCAGUACUCUGAGCAGCUGGAAGUCGGCCCCACCAGCUCUGGGUGGCUUCGGGGGCUGCUCUGAGUGGCUUUGGGGGCUGCUCUGAGCUUCAGAGAAGAAAAUCCAUCUCCAGCGCCCUGUGUGUCUGGCUGAGGCCUUUCCUGCUUUGCAGUGGUUUGCAGGGGAGAGGACCUUUCAAGGGGGGGUGUGGACGGAUGCCAGGACUCCCUCAGCCUCAGGGAGAAGGACAUGUUUGCAGAGCUUUGAGGUCGCCUAUUUCAGCAAGUUCUGGACUGGGAUGGGGGGGCUGGGUGGGUGGGAGGGUGUCCCUGAAGGGGUGGGGUUGGCAGCACUGACAGCAUGGUCUUUGGCUCAGGGCUUCCCUAUUGGUGUUGUAAUGUCUCCCCACAGAUAAUGUCCCAGGCCUUUGGGAAACAGGUGCAUCAGGGCUGAGAGCAGAAUGUGCUGUGGAGAAAGCACAUUAAGGGAGGGAACCCUUCAGCGAUGCCCACCAGUCUCCAUUAGCAAAUGACACCCAGACCCCCAGGGUUAAUAGGCCCCUCCCCAGAGUCAGGCCUUGCCCCCAGUGACCUCACCACCUCCUGGUCAGGCCAGCUAUGCCACAGGAUACUGUGCUUAGGUGCAGAUGCAUGUGGAGACCAGGCCCCAUCACCUCCCCUCAGAGCCCAGCCCAAGAGGCAGCAAUGACCCCAUCUCCUGACAGGAGCACGGUCACCCUAGAAUAUGGCACUAAUCUCUAAGACCAGCAGCAGAUAUGAGCUGGGGACCACAGAGGGACUCCAGGGUGCCCACUAUAGAUCCCACCAAGGCUGGACACAUCUCAACUUGGAGGAUGACAAGGCCCAUGACUCCGGCCCCCCAUCCAGUGUCCGCUGUCCUCUGACAUCUUGCCCUUCCAGCGUAAUGGGAUCUGGCCCCUUUGCCCCCUGAGCUCAAAAGCAAUGGUCCCAAGAAAACUGCCAACCAUUUGUUCAUUUUUUCCACCUCCCAAGUCGUUGGGUACCUCAUAGGUACAACCCUCAGCAUCUGGGGUUCUGGAGAGGUUGGCUCCUGCCAGCGGCCCUCCUCACUCCUAGUGUUUGUUAGAGUUUCUGGGCUGGUCCUUCGCUUGCCCCAGUGCAAGGCCAUCAGCUGCCACUUGGGAAAAAGCCAAAAGCGGAAGGCACAUCUCCAGGUUCCUUAGACCCCACCUGUAUGAGAGGCCAACCUCUUGCUCUUGGUGCUUCAUCUCAGCCACCUAGAAGCCAGGUGGCUUGUCCCAGGAGAUGGCUCUGCCUGAGAUUUGGGGAGGCCCUGGGGCUGGUGGGGAAGCAGCAGCCCCAGGUCCCGAGCCCGCACUGCCUGGAGGGGCCCCUGUGGCCUGUUGCAUUGCUGAGCCGAGUUAAGCACAGAUCUCACAGCACAGAGGACCUCGCAGUGGUGCUUUUCCCAAAAGUUGUGUUGCUUUUAUCCGUUUCUAACUUAAUAAAAGAGUUAAGAAAAA